This is a messenger RNA of Syzygium oleosum, 837 nucleotides long. RefSeq names its product transcription factor MYB48. The coding region runs from base 1 to 837 and encodes 278 amino acids. Gene Ontology annotation, molecular function: DNA-binding transcription factor activity; sequence-specific DNA binding. Gene Ontology annotation, biological process: regulation of DNA-templated transcription. The record is from RefSeq and is a predicted model, not a curated record. Gene Ontology annotation, cellular component: nucleus. Lineage: Eukaryota; Viridiplantae; Streptophyta; Magnoliopsida; Myrtales; Myrtaceae. The transcript has 3 exons.
AUGUCUUGGGUAGCAAUGACAGGGAACUUUGGGUGGGGCUCAAACUCCAUGGAAGAGAUGUGGAGGAAAGGUCCUUGGACUGCUGAGGAAGACAAGUUGCUCAUUGAGUAUGUGAAGUUGCAUGGGGAGGGAAGAUGGAACUCUGUGGCUAGGCUCACAGGGCUCAAGAGGAAUGGGAAGAGCUGUAGAUUGAGGUGGGUGAAUUACUUGAGGCCUGACCUCAAGAGAGGCCAAAUAACCCCACAUGAAGAGAGCAUCAUCCUAGAGCUCCACGCUAGGUGGGGAAACAGAUGGUCAACGAUUGCAAGAAGCUUGCCAGGAAGAACAGACAAUGAGAUCAAGAACUACUGGAGGACGCAUUUCAAGAACAAGGCCAAGGCCUCUCCGAGCAACCCUGAGAGAUCGAAAGCGGCGCGUCUUCUGCGUCGCCAACAGUUUCAUCAUCAUCAGCAACAGCAACAUCAGCAAAUGCAACAGCAGCAACAACAGCAGCUGCCCCAACAGCAACAGCAAUUGCAACUGACUCCGGUUGACAUGAAGAGCAUCCUGUCCCUGCUUGAAGAAACCGACCACCACAGAGUCCUGUAUGCGCCCCCAAUCAGGCCCGAGAUUGCGGAGGCAUACCCCAAUAACUCCGUCUAUGACCAGUGCUUGUUCUACUCUGUUUCCAAUGCCAAUAAUGCUUCUCUUCCUGAGGCCUCAUCAUCAACAUCAACAAAUGAGGAUAUCUUGUGGGAUGGCUUGUGGAGCAUGGAAGAUGUGCACGGAAUAAACUGUGGUGCUCCGUAUGCAACAGGCAAAGCCACUAUGCACAAUUUGGUCGCUCCCUUCUGUUGA